Cheilinus undulatus (humphead wrasse) is the source of this 827-nucleotide messenger RNA. RefSeq lists its product as uncharacterized. The transcript is spliced from 2 exons. Bases 32 to 823 code for a protein of 263 amino acids. Lineage: Eukaryota; Metazoa; Chordata; Actinopteri; Labriformes; Labridae. The record is from RefSeq and is a predicted model, not a curated record.
UUGGUUCCUGAUUGAGCCUGCAGUUUAUAAAAUGAUUGGGGUUUCACGAACAAAAACAGCUGUCAGGAGAAAUGAGGAGGGCGUAACACCUGCAGGUCCAUCCACGUUGCUCCAGCCCAUCGAUGAAUUCUUUCUCUUCCUCGUCUUCCUGUCCGUCGGUUUGAAAGAGAGGGACCUGGCACAUCGCUUCAACAUCCACCAGUCAACAGUUAGCCACAUUAUUGCAGCAUGGACAAGCUUUCUAGCAACUCUACUGGGGUCUGUGUGUAUUUGGCUUACACCCGCAGAAGUGCAAGCUCACCUCCCGGAGGAAUUCAGAGAAUUUCCAGACACACAGGUGAUCCUUGACUGUACAGAGCUGAGGUGUCAAACACCAUCCUCACUCCUCCAAAGUGAGAUGUACUCCAAGUCCCACUGCACCAUGAAGGCCUUGGUUGGCAUAGCCCCGCAUGGUGCAGUCACAUUCAUCUCAGAUCUGUACGCUGGUUCCAUUAGUGGUAAAGAACUCUUCAGACAAUCAGGGAUAGCUGAGCUGUUGACUGAGGACAUGGCAGUGAUGGUGGAUGAGAGCUUCCUAAUCAGUGACUGUUGCAAAUGCAAGGUGUACUGUCCAGUUUUUCUGUCAAAGCAGAAGCAGAUGCCAGCAUACCAGAUCAGAGAGACCCAGGCUGUUGCCAGGCUGAGGGUACACGUGGAGCGUGUCAUCAGGAGGAUAAAGGAGAACAAGCUUUUUGAUGGAAUCAUUGAACUGUCACAUGUCUACAAUGUCAACAAACUCUUUACAGUUGCAUGUUUGCUGUCAAAUUAUCAGAACAAGGCUUGAGUUA